Baudoinia panamericana UAMH 10762 is the source of this 540-nucleotide messenger RNA. RefSeq lists its product as uncharacterized. The record is from RefSeq and is a predicted model, not a curated record. Bases 1 to 540 code for a protein of 179 amino acids. The transcript has a single exon. NCBI's taxonomy places the organism in Eukaryota, Fungi, Ascomycota, Dothideomycetes, Mycosphaerellales, Teratosphaeriaceae.
AUGACCUCAACUUCCUCCUCACCCCAAGAUUUCCCACCCUCCGAUCUCCUACCAAUACUGGACGAAAUCACCACCCUCCUAAAACAACGCAACGAAACCCUCUCCAUCGCGGAAACAGCCUGCGGCGGCCUCAUCUCCGCCUCCAUUCUCACCACUCCCGGCGCGAGCACCAUCUACAAAGGCGGCCUGACCCUCUACACCCUCCCCUCCCGCAUCGCCUACGCCGGUUGGUCGCAAGAAACCAUCGCCUCCUACAAAGGUCCCACCACCGAUAUCGUGAGCGGACUCGCAAAGCACGUGAGGAAGGAUCUGGAGAGUACGUAUACGCUUGCUGAGUCCGGCACGGCGGGACCUAGUGGGGGCACCACGCCGAAUCGGAGGCCGGGGUAUGUGGCGUUGGCGGUGGAUUGUGAGAGGGGGUGUUUUGUGCGGGAGGUGAACACGGGACUGGGAGGGGAGAGGGUGGGGAAUAUGAAGAGGUUUGCUGUUGAGGCGCUGACUUUAUUGAAGGAGGUUAUGCUGGGGGAGGCGAAAUUAUAA